This is a messenger RNA of Oryctolagus cuniculus (rabbit), 11004 nucleotides long. It is a transcript of the gene CRACR2A, whose product is annotated as calcium release activated channel regulator 2A. Gene Ontology annotation, molecular function: GTP binding; calcium ion binding; GTPase activity. The record is from RefSeq and is a predicted model, not a curated record. Lineage: Eukaryota; Metazoa; Chordata; Mammalia; Lagomorpha; Leporidae.
UCAGUAGGAAUGUUGUACAGUUAAUGCAAGUAUCCUAUGGAGAAUUGCUGUAUAAUUGUUAAAAAGUCUUUUGCACAUUGAUUUUCCAUAAUUCUACAUGAAAAAGAGGGCACUGGUAUCAAGCCUGUAUCUGAAAGCCUUUUUUUUAAUUAAAAUUUUUUAAUGUUUAUUUUAUUUAUUUAAAAGAGAGGUGGGGUGGGGGAGGAGGUCUUCCAUCUGUUGGUUCACUGCCCAAAUGGCUGCAAUGGCCAAGGCUGGGCCUCUCUGAAGCUAGGAGCCAGGAGCUUCUUUGAAGUCUCCCCUUUGGGUGCAGGGGCCCAAGCACCUGGGCCAUCAUUUGCUGCUUCCCCAGACCAUAGCAGGAAGCUGGAUCAGAAGUGGAGCCCUAGGACUUGAACCUGUGCUUAUAUGGGAUGCCACUGUCACAGGCGGUGGCUUAACCUGUUAUGUCACAAUGCCGGCCCCUAGAAAACCUUUCUGUUACUCUUUCUAGUACUAGAUUUUCUCUUUGUUAAACUCAUCCCAUUUUGACUGAGUUAGGAACUUAACUCCUAAAAAACAAUUCUUUAUAUAUACAUGCCUGUAUUUUUUGUUCAAUCAUUUGAAUUGGGAAGGCAUCAUGGGAUUAGGAAUGGUAAUUCUUUAGGUGUUAUAUACCCCAAAACUUGUUUUACAAUCCAGAAUACCUGUAAUUGUGCAGUGGAAGGUAAAUAGUACAUAAGAUACUGCUUGUAGGGUACUUUGAGACAAAGUGGCAAGGGAUUUCUUGGCUCAGAUGUGCAGACUAGCUGCCAGUUUAGAUCAAGUGCUGUGAAUAUUUAGAAAGAGCAUAUUUUAAAAACAUGCAGCGAUCAGCAUGAAAAUAUUUGGAGGCAGUGUCAAUAGGCUACCUUGUGAGAGGUAGGACAAUGGCUCUAGGCUCAUUCGCAAGCAAUAAUGUUGGAGAAUUAGAAAUUCAGAUUUUAAAAAUCUUUUUGUUCUAUUUCUUAUUUACAUAUAAAAAAGUUCCCUCUUCAACAUGGCUUUUUUUCUUUCUUUCAAUUUAACAUGUAUACCUCUCUCAGCACAUGAAUAACUUUUGUAACAUUUGAGAAUUGCUUUUCUUUUAGAUGUGGCACAGAUCUUAUCUCAAAGUGACUAGCAGCCCAGAGUUAAGUAUUUGCAAGGCAGUGGAAACUUACUCACAUACUUGGUUUAUAUGAAGUAGAAUGCACUGCAGUGGCCAUUGUGAGAAAGUGGUGUGCCGUUGCUCUUGUCUGAGCUCGUACUGUGGGUUAGUUACCCCUUUAUGGGAAAGAAUUGAUUUUGAUACCUGUUUUAAAAUACAAUAAUGUUGAGUUAACCUAAUAUUACAAUUGUAUUUCUUUGCUUUGAUCAGUAGAUUGAGUUGAGAAUCAUGUGAUGGUAUAUAAGAAGAUUGGACACACACAGCCGUUUGCGUUCUUUCCCUCUGGCCAUCACCUAGUGUGGGUGGGAGAGUGAAGGGAAGCCAUUCCAGAUUAAUGAUAAGUAGUUUUAAAAACUCUGCGUUGAAUAAUUUCCAGCUGGUAAUGACUUUCGUUUUUUAUUUUGGUGAUAUUAGCCUCAGGGUAAAAAAAAAAAUGGGUUUAUAAAAAGUUUCAUAAAUCUUUUAAGUUACAAGCAAGAAGGUUUUGUAUUUGCAUAAAAUUUCAUUUAUACAGUAUUGUUAGUAAUGAUAAUAAAGAAUUUAGAGCCGUUUUUGAUAUGUGAAUAUGUUUGUUUGAUCUGUGGUGAUUAAAGCUUUGCGUAGCCAGUCUGGGUCGUCUAUAUGCCCCAUGUUUCUGUGGUUUUUGUGUCCCAUCUCCACCUUGCAUUUUCAGUACUAAACUGACAGCUCAAACUCAGUGGACCCUGAAAAAAUUUGUUGCCUGUGACUCUUAUAUCCCCAUUUAGAGAUGGGGGAGGUCUCUUGUUCUCAGUCUAAGUCAUCAUGAGCCAACCUGUGGGGAAGAUCAUUUAUUCUGUGCUAUUGAAAAUUCCAGAACAGAUGAAGGCCUGGCACCUGCAGCAUCUUUGUUCUUGGUGUGCCCCCCUGGCUCAGCGGAGUAGUUCUGGAGGGCAUGUCUGCACUCACCCGAGGAGCGUGCUUCCCGCAGUCCAUCCAGCCUCCAGCCAUUCCGCUUCUGAAAAGGCGGGGAAAUAAACGAGUCUGCAUGGCUGCUGCCAAUGGGAAGAUGGUCUCCAGACCCCAGAGCCCCGGCCAGGGGCCAAAGGGGAACGAGGCCUGCGUGGAUCCCCCAGACAACCUGGAGCAGAAGGAGACCCUGGAGCAGGUGCCAGGCCAGCUGGCCAUGCUGAGGAAGGCCCAGGAAUUCUUCCAGACGUGUGAUGCUGAGGGCAAGGGCUUCAUCGCCAGGAGGGAUAUGCAGAGGCUCCAUCAGGAGUUGCCACUGAGCCUGGAGGACCUGGAGGAUGUAUUUGACGCCCUGGAUACUGAUGGCAAUGGCUUUCUGACCCCAGAGGAGUUCACAACCGGAUUUAGUCACUUCUUCUUCAGCCAGAAUAACCCAAGCCAGGAGGACGCAAGCGAGCAGGUGGCUCAGUCCCCCAAGGAGCAGGUGUAUCAGUCCAGAGGAACAGAGGACCGGGGAGAUAUGGACGAGGAUGAGGAAGCCCAGUUCCAGAUGCUGAUGGACAAACUGGGAGCCCAACAGGUUCUGGAAGACGAGAGCGACGUGAAGCAGCUCUGGCUGCAGCUGAAAAAGGAAGAGCCCCGCUUGCUGUCCAGCUUCGAGGAUUUCCUGAGCAGCAUCUUCUCCCAGCUCCAAGAAGCCCACGAGGAGAAGAACGAACUGGAGUGCAUCCUCCAAAAGAAGAUCGCCGCCUAUGACGAAGAAAUCCAGCACCUGUAUGAGGAGAUGGAGCAACAGAUCCGGAGCGAGAAGGAGCAGUUUCUGCUGAAGGACACGGAGAGGUUUCAGGCCCGCAGUCAAGAGCUGGAGCGGAAGCUGUUCUGUAAGGAGCAGGAGCUGGAGCAACUCAUCCAGAAACAGAAACGGCUGGAAGGCCAGUGCGCGGCCCUGCACAAUGACAAGCACGAGACCACGGCUGAGAACACCAAGCUGAAACUCAGCAACCAGGAGCUGGCCCGCGAGCUGGAGCGGACCUCGCGGGAGUUGGCGGACGCGCAGCAGCAGCUGGAGGGCCUCCAGCGGGAGGCCUGGCAGCUCCAGCAGGAGAAGGAGAUGGAAGUGUACCGCGUGACCGAGAGUCUGCAGCGGGAGAAGUCCGGGCUCCUGAAGCAGCUGGAUUUCCUAAGGGAAAGAAAUAAGCACCUGCGAGAUGAACGGGACAUACGUUUCCAGAAAGAUAAGGCAGCCAAGGCAAACACAGCGGCUUCCAAGGCAAGCUGGAAACAGAGAUCCGGCUCUGUGAUAGGCAAAUACAUGGACUGCAAAGGGGCUCUCCGAAGCAGCCAGUCAGAGGAGGAGGACGAUGUGUUUGGCAUUCCCAGGAGGAGAAGCUCUCUGGGGCUGAGCGUGUAUCCCCUUACAGAAGAGGAGCCAGGACUGGGGGAGCUGGGGACUGGGCACGCCCGGCGGCUCCGCAGAAUCAUCUCCAUUGAAGAAGACCCCAUGCCGCAGCUCCUGCAGGCGGGCUUUGAGCAGCCCCUAGGCCAGUGCCCAGAGGAAGAGGAAGGCUCUCACCAGGGAGCGGACGGCGGGACCCAGCAGGCCUCCCCCUUGGAGGUCACCCCCACGUCUCCCCGAGGGCAGCCUGUGGGGAAAGAAGCCCUCAUCAAGGAGGAGCGCUACCCAUCCACGCCAGACCGGCUCUUCAAGAUUGUGUUCGUGGGCAACUCCGCCGUGGGCAAGACGUCUUUCCUGAGGAGGUUCUGUGAGGACUGCUUCUCCCCAGGCAUGGUAGCCACUGUAGGCAUCGAUUACCGUGUGAAGACCGUGACUGUGGACGGUGCGCAGGUGGCCCUGCAGCUGUGGGACACGGCUGGGCAGGAGAGGUACCGCUGCAUCACCCAGCAGUUCUUCAGAAAAGCCGACGGGGUCAUCAUCAUGUACGACCUCACGGCCAAGCAGUCCUUCCUGUCGGUGCGGCAGUGGCUGAGCAACGUGGAGGACGCUGUGGGAGACCGUGUGCCUGUGUUGCUGCUAGGCAAUAAACUUGACAAUGAGAAGGAGCGGGAAGUCCCCCGAGGCCUCGGAGAACAGCUUGCCAAGGAGAACAAUCUCAUCUUCUAUGAAUGCAGUGCCUAUUCCGGUCACAAUGCCAAGGAGUCCCUGCUGCACCUAGCCAGGGUCCUCAAGGAGCAGGAAGACACAGCGAGGGAGGACACGAUACAGGUUGGCCGCCCAGCCAAGAAGAAGUCCUGCUGUGGCUGAGAGGAGGCCCCCGAGGACAGCUCCCACCCCGAUCCCGCCAGGCUGCCACCCACUGAGGCCCGUCCGACCUCUGUGCUUGUCAGCCGCUUGCCUUUACGCAAGCGCAGGGAGCCACCCACCUGGGAGAGCCGCUCUUGGAGCAUCGUGGCGUCUUCUCUCCCUUCUCUCUCUAGACCCGAUGCCCAAGCCAUUUAUUUAUUUAUUUUUCCCACCAGCUUGGUUUCCUGGGAGAGAGAAACAGAUGGGCUUUUCCAGAAAAGCCACCACGUGCCUUCUCCACCUCCCUUUCCCUCCCCCUUGCCCUCGGGAGCCCCAGCCCUGCAGUUGUCAUGGAAACUGUUCAGGGAAGACUUGCUGCUUCCUGCAGGCCAAAGAUAGCCCUGUUGGGCGAUGCCGGUUUGCCUGGGUUCCUGGUGCCCAGAGGCCGGAGGGAGCCAUCGGUGCCUGCUUCACAGGCGUUGACAUACCUCAGUUGUUGAGAGAAGCAAACGAGGGCACCCACAUUCUUUCUGCUCCUGCCUCCACCCCGGGGUCUCUGCUCCUUCCCUAAUCCCAAGCCUCAGCACCCAUCUCUCUCUGAGACACCACACAUGCCGUGAUUACCCCCUUGGUGUCUGUGUCCCGGUGCUUUACAAAGAACCUACAGCCUCCUCCCCAUCCCCCCCCACACACACACCCCUGACCCAGGACGGACUAGGGGUGACAAAUUCACCCAUGGGUUCAAGCAAUAGGCUUGUUGCCUGCUUAACUCUGCAAAAAAAGCCAUGCGCUGCCCAACAGAGCCUCCUGUCCUGGAAGAUAGCAACAAGGCCGAUGCAGCCGAUGCAGCCGUGGAAAAGCCAUUUUGUAACUGCUUCUUAAAAUAGCACUUUGGAAAAUCAUGCAUGGUGAUUAACAGGGUAGAUUGACACCCAGGCAGGAGGCCCAACACCAGGUCCCUAGUUACCAACUUCAUUUGAUUUAUUCUACUUUAUUCCAGAAGGAUGUUUAAAAAAAAAUGAAAACACAUGACUGUGAUGAUCUUGUACUGGUGCUGAGGCCCUGGUGAGCUCCUUCCGCUGGGUGCUGGUGGGGUCGCAGCCCCUGGUGGCUGGCUGGCUGUCAGGGGUGCUAGCCUCGGGUUGGGGGUUGCAGGUUGUGUUAAAGAGGUAUUUCCUUGUGUACCAUUUUAAGUCUCAUAUUUACUGUAUAUUUCUAACUUUUUUCCUUGGUAGCUGCUCUGUGGAUUACCAUUAAUGUCUCAGUUUGUAACCAUCCAGAUUGGUAAUAAUUUAUUUUCAAUGUAUACAAUAAUGCUGCUCCUAGAAGUUUCUUCCUUACUUCCACUGUCAUCACAAAUUACAUAUUCAUACAUUUUGUGCAUCAGUGUAGAAUUUUAAUUACUGCUUUUUGCAGUUGUCCUUUAAAAUGUGUAAAAACAUAAAAAGGAGUUACAAACAAAAUGUAUUUGUACUGUUUUUAUCUUUAACUAGUAAUCACUUUUACCAAUACUUUCUUUAUAUUAAUUUAAAUUACUAUCUCAUACAUUUUCUUUUUUAAAGAUGUACUUAUUUCUUUGAAAGCCAGAGUUACAGAGGCGGGGGAGAAAGGGAGAGAAAGAGAGAGAGAAGGGGGGACGGGGAAUCUUCUAUCUGCUGGUUCAUUCCCCAGAGGGCCACAAUAGCCAGGGCUGGACCAAGUAAAAUCCAGGAGCCAGGAGCUUCUUCCAGGUCCCCUGUAUGGAUGCAAGGACCCAAGGACUUGGACCAUCUUCCACUGCUUUCCCAGGCACAUUAACAGGGAGUUGGAUUGGAAGUGGAGCAGCUGGGUCUCGAACCAUUGUCCAUAUGGGUUGCCAGCACUGCAGGCAGUGGCUUUACUCACCCUGCCAUAACACUAGCCCCAUCUUAUACAUAUUCAUAUCAACAGGAAGGACUCCCUUGUAGUAUUUUUUUUUAAAAUCUAUUUGAAAAAGAGAGAGAGAGAUAGCGAUCUUCCACCCACUAAUUCACUCCCCAGAUUGAUAGGCCAGGAUGAAUCCAAGUGCAAGAAACUUCAUUCAGGUCUGCCACAUGGGUGGCAGGGGCUCAAGCACUCAGGCCAUCUUCUGCUGUAUUCCCAAAUACAUUAGCAGGAAAUUGGAUCAAAAUCAGAGUAACUAGGACUUGAACUGACAUUCCAAAAUGGAAUGUUGGUAUUACAAAUGGCAGCUUAACCCCCUGUGCCACAAUGCUGGUCCAUUUAGUAUUCCUUGUAGGGAAAGCCUGGUAAAAACAAACUUCUCCAGUUUCCGUUUAUUUAGAAAUAUCUUAAUUUGUCCAUUUAAAAGGUCAGUUUUUCCAGAUAUACGAUUUGGGGGUUUAUUUUCCUUGCCUUCUCAGACUACACCACCCUACUGUUCUGGCCUCCAUGCCUAACACUGUGGAGUCGGCUGUUAAGCUCAGAGGAGCUCCUUGUGUGUGAUGAGUUGUUUCUUUCUGUGUGCUUUCAAAAGCCUUUGUCUCCAUCUUUCAAAAAUUUGAUUUUGAUGUGUCCAGCUGUGGACUUCUGAGUUUAUCUCACUUGAAGCUUGUUGAGCUUUUUACAUGUGUCCUUUAAUACUUUUCAUUAAAUCUGGAAAUUUUGAGUCACUGCUUCUCCAGAUAUUCUUUCUACCUCCUUCUCGCUCUGAAGCCGCCGCUGCGUGUGACUUGGCCUGCCUGGUGGUGUCUCACAGGCUCCUGAGACUCUGCUGUGUCUCUUCAUUUUUUUUGCUUUGUGUUCCUCAGACCGGGUGGCCUCAGCCAACUCCAGCUCUGCCUGCUUGCAUAUGCUGUUGGGCUCCUCGGUGAAUUUUUCAUUUCCCCUACUUUUCAAUUCCAGAAUUUCUAUUCUGUCCUUCCUAAGAGUGUCUGUUGACUGAGACAUUGUUCUCACGUUCCUUUAGUUCUUUUGACGUGGUUUUCUUUAGGUCUUUGCACACAUGUAAGAGAGCUGAGGUUUAAAGUCUCAAAGAGCUCACGUUGGCAGCCAUCUGUCCUGUGCACAAAUCGAGCCCUGCUCGCCAGUGCCUACUUCCUUCCACGUGCUCCACACAGCGCAGCUAGGACCCUGGUCUCAUUCCCUAGCUCCACCUCUAAGUCCUCUCCGAAGUCUCUCCUGUCUGGGAUUAGAGAAGGAAAGAGGCCCUUCAGAUCUGAGAAGCCCUCACCUCUCCCUGAGCUUUUGGGUGCCCUGCCGUAGGUGAGCUCCCCAGUUCCUUGGGAACCGAAGAGAGGUCAGACAUCCUCGGGCUGUGCUCUCUGUGCUGCCAAGAAUCCAGACAUCCUGCAGAUAUUCACUCAGAAGGCACAGGAAGGGGAAGACCGAAAACCAGGGCACAUCUGAAGCUUUGUUUUUAUUGAAGAAGCAGCUUAAUUACUUCAAAAUAGUGAAAUUAGAGUGCACCUGCAUACACUACCCACGCCGAAGGGGCUUGCUGGUGCUGGUUGUUGGCAAAGCCUCGCUGGGCUUCUGGGGCUGGCGCUAGGGCUGCUGCCACCUCUCUCCCCUUAAUUCAGGGGGCAGAAAGAAGCUGGACAAAUUCCAACCACCUUCAACCCAGUCCACAGGAUUCUUACUCCAUUGGUUAUCCCUUUCCAUCUGACAGAGCGGGAGGUGGCUGGCAACACUUUCCAAGCCUCCUCCUCCAUUUCCCAACCCUGUUGAUACUUCCAUUAAUAGACACAUUAAUUACCAGCAACAGCAACAACAAAGAGCACCGUAAUUCCACCUUUCGCACCAUUCAGGGCAGCCAGUUUAAUCCAGGUGCCCUACUUAGACGCAACACUGCUGGAAACGACGGGGGUUGGCAAGCCGCACGGUGCUUGGCAGAGGUCGCGAAGUCAAUAUGGAAACUGAAGAGCACAGAAGAGGUUGUAUCAUUUAUCAUCCUGGGGCCAGCGCCGAGGCAGGUCCAAGAACUGACCCUCUCUCAGGGCCGGGACUUCAUCAAGGCCCUGGCUCUGGUUCAGAAGUGGUAGUUGCGGGCCCUUGGAGCACCAGGAGACUCCUUUCCCAGCAAAUGAGGACUCCUAGGAACAGGAAGGCCUGGGCUAUCAUCAUGAAUUACGACUCGAUCUAUCUGACCUAUUAACAUGAUCACCGGUCGUAAAAACGCUGCACUACCAAGCCAAAAUGCCUGCAGAACACAGAGAUGGGAUAGAAUUUUAUUUUUUCAGCUCAGAAACAAGAAUCGAGACGUGUGGAACUCAGAAUGAAUUUGGGAAACGUGACUGUGGAACUGUGACACGGAGCACAGGUAGCACCUGGUCAAGGACAUGGACUUGGCCGGGCUGCUCUGUAGUGAUGCUAGCAGUCGCACCAAGAGUUCCUCCGAGAGCAGGAGCUCUCUUCUCUGUAGCCCCAUGUUGGGUACCGUGUCUGGCGCACAGCGGCAGGAGUGGUUGAGAGCAGAGCAGCAUUUCAAGAGAACAAGGUCCCCCCCCCCCCCACCAUGAGCCACUCCAUCGGAGCCCCAGGUCCCAGAGGCUGGACGACCGGGCCCCUGUGGUCUGGAUAGAUGCCUACGCCUACCAUUUGCCUCCCUGCUUCAAAUGAGGUGCUGCUUCUGGCUUUUAGCACAGUGUGCUGGAGAUUGUUCCAGCUGCUGCGAUGUAGUUGCCUUUCAGACAGCAUGGUGCCCAUCAAAACCUUCCAUCUCAUCACCCGCGGCCUCCCCAGCUGCCAAGAGUGGCAUUACCCGCAGGCGGCUCCACGACUCAAUUGGACUUGGGCUCCUUGCCUCCGAACAUAAAAGAUGCUUCCGUGCCCAGUUCUCCUCCUCCCUGAUGUGGAACCCCCCUCCCUGCCAUGCUGCGCCUCUCCCAACCGCUUUCUCUAGCCCCCAAAGACCUGCUCGCAGUAAUGGCCUGCCUACAAGUUGUGCAGCCUUGGGCAAAGCCAGAACUGCCUCUUGGCCUGAGCCCUCUUCCCAAUCUGUAACCCAGUGGCUGUCUCCCUUGCCCUGCCCCCUCUUCCAGGGUAGACUGAGGGUCGGGUGAGAACUAGGGGAAAAGCUUAGUCAAGGAAAAGAGUCUAAAUCAAUGAUAGUUAUUACAUUAUCAUCUCUGUUCACAUGCGAGAGGCCCAACAAAGCAAAACCAGAAAGAGAGCGGAAGAUCCCAUGGUUCUUGGUAACUGGGUGAAGCUGGGGUCACUGGUAAAAGCAUCUUUCAUUUCCCCUUGAAAGGAGAAUACGUCAAACUUGCCGUCCUUCAAGACACAGAGCUGCAUCCGAGAACAUUUUGUUUCUUCCCACUCUGCUUUGAAGUUGGACAGGCAGCCAACAUCACAGACUAAGAGGUCUCGCCAGCAGGGUUCUGGUCUCAUUUAUUUUCGUAUUUCUUGGGGCCUGGUACAUAACAGACACUUGGCAAGUGGAUGGAAACAUUUGUUGCCCAGUCAAGACUUCAGAUAGCACAUUAUUAAUUUCUGACUCCCCCCUCCUUUAUAUAUAUGGUUUAUAAAACACUCCCACGUUGGAAUGAUGAAAAAGUCCUGGGGCAGGUAUUCAGCCCAGAGGUUAAGGUGGGCUAAGACAUCUGCUUCCCGUAUCUGAGUUCCUGGGUCUGAGUCUCCGCUUCAGCUCCUGGCCCCAGCUUCAGGCUAGGACAGAUCCUGAGAAGCAGUGGUGAUGACCCAAGAGGCUGGGUCCCAGGGCCCUCGUCCUGGCAAGUGGGUAAAGCCACCUCCUAUGAUGCGGGCAUCUCAUAUGGGUGCUGAUUCCGGUCCUGGCUGCUCCACUUCCAAUGAAGCUGUCUCUAGUGGCCUGGGACAGCAGCAGAAGGUGGUCCAAGGGCUUGGGCCCCAGUCAUCCUCAUGGGAGACCUGGAUGGAGUUCCUGGUUCCUGGCACAGAUCUGGCCCAGCCUGGAAGGUUGUAGCCAUAUGGGGAGUAAAUUGGUGAAUAGAGGACCUCUCUCUCUCCGUCUCUCCCUCUCUCAGUAACUCUGCCUUUCAAAUAAAUAAGUAAAUCUUAAAAAAAGAGAAGGAAAGAAGGAGUUAGACUCCUGCCAUUCAUGGGGGAGACCUGGAUUGAGCUCCUCAUUCUUAGCUUCAGCCCAGUCCAACCCUGGGUAUUGUGGGAAUUUGGGAGUUCUCUCUCUGUUACUCUGUCUCUUUGUCUCUCUACCUUUCAGAUAGAUAAGUUUAAAAAACAACUUGGGGCUGGUGUUGUGGAGUAGUGGAUAAAGCCUCCACCUGCAAUGCCGGCAUCCCAUAUUGGUGCUAGUUGGAGUCCCGUCUGCUCAGCUUCCAAUCCAGCUCUCUGUUAAUGGCCUGGGAAAAGCAGCAGUGGACAGCCCAAAUGCUUGGGCCUCUGCUACCCACGUGGGAGACCCGGAAGAAGCUCCUGGCUCCUGGAUUUCAUCUGGACCAGCCCUGGUUGUUGUGGCCGUUUGAAGAGUGAACCAGCAGAUGGACGAUCUCGUUCUCUCUCUGUCUUUCCCUCUUUCUGUAAUUCUGCCAUUCAAAUACAUAAAAUAAAUCUUUUAAAAUAAAAAACCUCUAAGUUAUAGAGAUGGAUGAUGGUGGUGACUGGACGGUGUUGUCAACAUAGUUAAUUCCAUUCAACUGUACAUUUUUAAAUGAUUAAGGUUGUAAAGUUUACAUUGUGUAUAUUUUACAAUAAAUUUAAGAAGGCACUUUCA